AUGGGAUCAACACCCAACACAAAGAUCCCUUACAUCGAAACACCACUCAUCAAGUCAAACAGCCUCUCAGAGCUAGCCGGCUGCAAUGUCUUCCUCAAGCUCGAAAACCUCCAGCCCUCAGGGUCCUUCAAGUCUCGCGGCAUAGGCAGCUACAUGAUGGCCAAGCUCGCCGCACAGGGGCCAGACGCUGCCAAAGCCCACUUCUACUGCUCGUCAGGAGGAAACGCCGGGCUGGCUUGUGUUCAUGCCGCCAUCACCCUGGGCUGCCAGGCCACCAUUGUCGUGCCGCUGUCGACGACUGCUUACACCAUCGACAAGCUGCGAAAGGCCGGUGCCGCGGACGUGAUCCAAAAGGGCCUCUCGUGGCAAGAGGCCGACGACUAUCUGACGGGCACUCUGAUGGAGGAAGCCCGUGCCAAAGGAGGCGUGGCCAUCUACGUGCCUCCCUUCAACGCACAGGAGAUUUGGGACGGCAACGCGGGCAUUUCGCACGAAAUUGCACGGCAGAUUCCCACAAUGGUCAAGCACUAUCCGGUCUCCGUUGACGGCGCAUCGGACGACGAUGCCACGGCGCGCAUAGCCAACGUCGACGCCAUCGUCUGCAGCGUCGGCGGAGGCGGCCUCUUGUCAGGUAUCAUGCAGGGCCUCGACGAUCUGUCCAUGAAGCAGACUCGAGUCAUUGCUGUCGAAACGUUAGGAACAGACUCACUUCAUCAGGCGGUUCAAGCGGGCGAGCUCAUCACGCUGCCCGCCAUCACCAGCCUUGCCACCACUCUUGGCGCAAGAACCGUCUGCCAGAGGGCCUUUGAGUACGGGCUCCGCGACCAAGUGUCCACCGUGGUCUUCUCCGAUGCCGAGGCCAUUGCUGCCUGCAAGCGGUUCGCUAGCGAGGAGCAUUUCCUGGUUGAACUAUCCUGCAGCGUCUGCCUUGCCGUCGUGUACAGCGGCCGCUUGAAGGAGCUGGUUCCCGGCCUCAACAAGAACAGUGUGGUUGUGUUUGUCGUAUGUGGAGGAUCCAAUAUAUCGUACGAGAUAUUGGAGCAAUAUGUUUCAAGCUUGGCUUCUGCUCAAACGAGCUGA
Trichoderma reesei QM6a is the source of this 1080-nucleotide messenger RNA. Its product is annotated as threonine dehydratase. Gene Ontology annotation, biological process: L-serine catabolic process; L-threonine catabolic process. The record is from RefSeq and is a predicted model, not a curated record. Bases 1 to 1080 code for a protein of 359 amino acids. The transcript is spliced from 2 exons. Gene Ontology annotation, molecular function: threonine deaminase activity; pyridoxal phosphate binding; L-serine ammonia-lyase activity. Lineage: Eukaryota; Fungi; Ascomycota; Sordariomycetes; Hypocreales; Hypocreaceae.